Molecule: messenger RNA, 759 nt
Organism: Miscanthus lutarioriparius
Lineage: Eukaryota; Viridiplantae; Streptophyta; Magnoliopsida; Poales; Poaceae
Source: the annotation of a GenBank genome assembly
AUGGAAAACGUUCUCCUGGAUCGAUCAUCUAGCAGAAGCCUUGAGUUCCCGAAGAGGUUCCUUGGUCGCAGCCGGCGGGGGCCAGCUGGCGCGAGGCCGGUGGUGCCGGGCGGCGGCUCCUACAGCUCCUUCCCGACGUGGCAGCCAUACAAUCACCUGCAGAAAGGUGGCGCUUGGACCUCCGCUCCCGCGCUUCCAUACGCGAGGUCUCCGACUCCGAUGAUAUACUCGUCGCCAUCUCUUCCUCUCUUGCCGUCCAACCAACCGCCGCUCCUGCCGCUCCCACCCAUCGCCACCAAGUACGCCACUUUCCCCGGCCUACCAGCAGCUCCACCCCCACCACCGCCGGCGCCACGCGCCGCCGGCAGGGCAGCGGCGGCAACCACCACAGUUUCAGCAGCAGCCCCUGCGCCGCCGCGCCAGAGGGACAGGAGGAGGAGGCCGGCAAGGCCGCCGCCGCCGACGAUGGAGAGGUCCGCACAGCAGAAGAAGAAGCCGCUGGAGCGGGCGACGCCUCUGCCGCCCGCGCCAGUGGUGACGGAGGCACUGGACGACCUCGAGCAGGAGGUGGCCAGGAACUUCGUUCAGGACCUGCUGCACAUGCUGGCGCCGCCGCCAAGCAGCCUGCCGCUGCCCAGCUUCUCCCUCGUCGUGAAAGCGUCCCCUGCCAGGGACACCAGAUUGGUGGCGCCGGCCGCGCCGUUCAGCAACGUGGAGGCCGCCACCGCCGACGGCAUCCGCGGCCUCCUCCGUCUGUAG